AAAUUUUAAAGACCAAAGAGAAACCCUAUUUAUAAUACACUCUAGUAUCUUCAACAUUGGUUCAAAAGCAAAUGUUAAGUACAAAUACUUAACUAAAAGAGAUAAAUGAUGGGGCCGAUAACAAAAACCUGUAUAGCACUGAAGCUUGUCUACUACUAAGUGAGCUUUAGGCUACUAGGUUCAAAAGGAAAUAGAUCUAUCUUCGAUAUUUAUAGGACAGUUAAGGCAUCCUAUUAUCUGUGCCUUCAUGAAGCUAGAUCACAUUCUUGGGGCAUAAAUAAGAGAGUUGUAGAGAUUUUGUUCUAAUACAUUUUAUUGGGUAGUGUACUUCUCUUAGUCCAUUAAAAAAAUAACUUUUAUCCCUUUGUCUCCCAAAUGUCUCAUAAAUAUUGAUUAGAAAUAGUAGUAACACUUCAAAGAUGAGUUCCAAAACAGCAACUUUUUUUUGUAGAGUUUGAGUGUACUUCAGAACAUUUCUCAAGUUCUAUGGAAUCCUAAAUGCUCUGGGCAACAAUUUUUUCAGCACUUAGAUUUGGAAAAUGCUUUCCAGUAUAGCUACCUGUUUGAUGAUGAUAGGCAGUAUUUAAUGAGUGCUUAAUAUGCACCAGAUGUUGGGCUGGCUUUCAUGCAUUAUUUCCUAUAAUCCUUGCAAGUGUCCUCAGAAGAUAGAUUUUUGUGGAUGUGCGUUCGGAUGGGUUAAAGCUCCUGCUUAAAGUUAACACGGCCAACAAAAGGCAUCAUAUUCUUUGAGGAAUGGUGUUUAAGAGCUUCAGUCGUUAUCAGUCCUCUUCAAAAUUUUGCAAUUUUUUUUGUGCCCUAAAUUAGCUACAUCCACAUUCAUAUUACGUCUGGUGCAUGCUAGAAUCCAGCUCAAUCCAGUUUGUUUGAGAGGGUGAGAAGAGGGUUUGUAAUAGCAAAUGAUGAGGCCCCUUCACCUGGGGUUGUGUUUCUUACUUCUCUUGUCUCUCCUACCAGUAAUCAUUUUUCAUGUUCAUUAUAUAUACAACUCUAGCUGCAGGAAGAGUUUUAUUUGCUCUCAUAGAGAAGAGCACUUGAGUCCUAAUUACCUGUAUAUCCUUCCCUUUCCUUCCCAUUAAUAAGACUAAUCAUGCUCUAAUACUACUAUUAUGCCACCAGGGUGAAGGCAGAGCCUCCAUGUUUGGCUUUUCCUUUGUCCCUGUACGCAUUUGCUGGUGAAGACUAUGACACAAUUACUUUAAAGGGAAUAUUGCUCCUUUGGAAAUAUUUCAAAGCUGAGACGACCCACAUUUUAUUAAAUUUGUAAGCCACCGUUAGAUUUUAUUAGCAAGGAACGCCAGACUUAGGCAGAGUUUUUUCACAGGAGAUUUUGGCCUGUCCUAGAGCAGACUGCUAGGUACUAAAUUAUUUUCUGAGUUAACUUGAUUUUAGUGUUUCCAAAACCAUCACUACUCAGACUUUCCAACCCCACUACCCAAUGAGGGAAGGAAGGAGAUAACUUCAAUGGACUUUUUGUUAGGGUUACAAAGGUGCCCCUCUUUGCUACUGGGGAGAAUAGAAUAAGCCUUUCUUUGAUUUUCUCAUUAUUAAAGAUUCAGGAAGUUCUUGAAGGGGUGAAUGAAUGUAAGAGAAAUAGUAUUAAAUUUGUUGCUCUUAUUUCUUGUUACUGUCAUUUAUCUCUUGUUCAGAAUAAAAUCUUUUUCUUUGGCAUAACAUCAGUUGGAAGAUGUUUUUAGGAAGAGAGAGAUGACAUACACUAAGCCAUUUGCUACUUCUGGGACCUAGAAUGUAAAUAUCUGCUGAAGCAUCAUACUUUUUAAGACACUGCUUUUUUAUUAUCCAAUUUUCUUGUGUUACAAAAUGAUCCUAUAUUAGUUGGUGCAAGGUGAGCUGUGACAAAGCUUCCUUUUAGCCUUUCCUUCCUGAAAAGUGUUUGUUUCAGCCAUAGGUAGUUAAACUAGUGCUACAUUCUUUUUUUUUUUUUUUUUUUUUGUGGACAGUAUAAGAGGGGUAUGGAUAGCAGUAGGGUAUGGAGGGAUGGUAAAAUCCAUUCAAAGAAAGUCAAAUAUUGAACAGAUGAGAAAACAAAUUCAACAGCCGAGAUUUCCUUGUCGUCAACAGUGUGCAGUGCAGUCACUUCUAAGUGUUCUCUUUUAUAAAGACAGGUCUCCAGCAUGAGAGGAUGAAUGCCAUCUCCUCUUUAUGGAAAAUCUUGUAAAGCAGAAGGUUUGUAGGCAUGUCGUAUAUGCCACUUUCACUCUUGAGAAAGGAGAACAAGGAAAAUAAAACACACUUAAAAAUUAAUUUGCAACUCUUAAAAAAAACUGCCCUCCGGAACUUUCCUCUGCAGCCUGGGAUGACCUCAGGCAAGCUUCCAUAGAUAAUGGUUAUUCCUAAUGGCCAUAAUGACUCAGAACUCAUGUUGUCAUUCCAGGAUAGUAUAAGACACAGGUGAGGUGGCUUUCAAACUUUUGACAGUGACUCACAGGAAGAAACAUUUUGGAGUAAGACCCACUGCAUAGAGAGUGCCCACACACAUCUGAAAUGAAAAUUUCAUGAAACAGUAAUCACUCUUACUGUGUUUAAUGUGCACCUAUUUCUUGUCUUUUUAAAUUUAAUUCAGUUUUAUUUCACUUAAAAAGACAGAAAGAAACCUUGUCUUAAACUACGAAGUUGAUUUUGCUAGCCAGUAGUGGGUCAUACCCCAUAUAGAAAUUAAGAAAGACAACACCAGUCUGCUUCCAGGGUUCACUACACAGAAGUUCCUGCUGCCCUCAUGUGAUAGCUCCGACACCUGACCGUAGGUUAUUGGUGUGUUCCCAACAAAGCUGGCCUAGAACCUUUUAUUUUUUUCACAACUCCGCGUAGCCUGACCAUCCUUUCUCUCUAAGCCAGUGGUGAUUUGGCAGGAAGAGGGAAGUCUACAUUUGCACCUUCUCAGCCUGUGUCAUAACAUGGGAGCAGCUGCGGCCUGAUUCUCAUCGGCUGAAUCUGAGCUCUGCAAGCAGGGUGUUUCUUAGAGCCGUGGUUAAUGCUACAUCUAAUUCUUCGUUGUGGGCUAGAAUAGAACAUGGACUUUCCUGAGAAUGUGUAUGUGGGAUGUGGGAAGGAGAGAUGUGGGAAGGAGAGAAACAAUAAAAGGAAGAAUGAGAAAUUUCUCUUGGGCGCAUGGUGGUGAUAUUCACCUUAAAAAAAAACCCUGCCAGUAUUUUUUGAAAUUGGUGAUUUGGGGACUUGGGGUGGGGCUGGCCCCUUUUAUGUUUUGCUGCAUUUGUUUUGUCUUCUGAAUUAUGGUACCUACACCAAAAUAGUUUCAGUUGAAAAACAACAAGAGUAAAACAGAGAUUCAUUCAAAAAAGUUAUAAAGAAUGGAUAGGAAAAAAAUUACAGUGCAGUUUAGAAUUUGACUCUUCUGAUAUAUAUAACACUGCAGUGUACCAUGUAGACUUACAGUCACGAUUUCUUUUCAUCUUUAACUUCACGUCCUAGUUCAUAUGCUUCAAAAUUUCAGUUUUGCAAAGGGUUAGGAUAAUGUCUGACAUAGUAUUGAUGGUCAGAGUCAAAGAGUAUGUUCGUAAAGGAAGGCUUUGGCCAUGCAUAGGAAUCAAGCCUUUCUCAGGAAAGAGACGAGGCCAAAGCACCAUCAUUAGUCAUCCUCUGUUUCACUGCGUCUCUGUGUAUUUUCUCCCUCACCUCUCUGUGCCUGUUGCCACCUGGUACUAUGGAGACAAUAAUGGUCCCACCAUAAUUGCUGUGAAGAGUCAUAAGACGACAUGCAGAGUGCCCAGCACAUAGUGAGCCCUAGAACGUGAGAGGCCAGAACAUGGAGGUGUCCAUUGUUUUAUCCCUGGCGUCUAAGACAUUGCCUGGUAUGCAGUUGGUGCUCAAUAAGUAUUUGACAACUGAACAAAUAAUGUUGGCUAGGAUAAUAAUUACGGUAAUAGAAAAAAGAUAGUAUAAGAGACACAGGGACUGAUCUGGGCUAAUCACAUGCACUCUUUCAAAUAAUUAUGAGUUUGGGAAAAGACGAACUUACAUUCUUUUAAUCAAUUUAAAUUAACAGAAGUAUCAGUUGACAACGCUGGUGAUAUAAACAUAAGCAAGAAGUGGUUCCUGUUUCAAGAAGUCAUGGUCCAGUUAGAUAAAGCAGAGGUCACAGCAUAGCAUGAAGGGUAUGGACAGAAGAGGCAUUCAUCCCACAUGGAGCUGGGUUUGGGGCUGGUGAUGCAGGGAAGCUGAGUUUUGAAGGAUAAAUAGCCAUUAGACCAGCAGAGGAGGGACUAAGAGGGACGUGGCAGGCAGGGAAAGGGUGAAGUCCAGAGACGUGAGACCACGAGGGAUCGCCAAGUCAUGAGACGGAAUUAAAGUUGAGAGUUGAGCUGGCAGAACCUUGUGCAAAGGUGUUUGUCUUCUAUCUCGAAGGCAGUGGAAAACUGUGGAGAGAUUAAGUAGGUGCAGUUUCUAUGUUUUGAAAGAGUGGUGUGUGAUGAAAGUGGAACAUAGAGUGUGGCAAGAUGAGAAGUAAAGGGAUGGGAAAGCCUCAUCCUCCUGCAGUUUAGGGGCAGGCAGGCACACAUGCUCCGUUUUCAAAGGCAUCCCAACUGUAGCAACACAAAACAAAACAAAACAAAAACAAAGCCUUAGUGCGAAAGUAGAACUGUUACAGGUGGCUCACAAAUGACAGUAACAACAGUGACAAAAUAACAAUCAUCUAAUAAUAAUGCUAUUGCUAGUUUUGUUCUGAAAGCAGAAGCCAGAGCUGCUGACUUUUCUAGCAACUUUUGCAGGACAUUUAAAUCCCUCUAGCUGGCCCUUUGUUCCUGUGUUGCCAUGGAGUGUCAAUAAGCCCAGCUCAGAAUAACCCAGGCAGUGAAAUGAGAGGUGCAGCUUGCUCACUGGCAUGUUGGCUGGCCAGGUUACACUGUUUUCAUUGCUCCCGUCUUGGGAGGAGCACUGGGCAGCUGGUUGCCCUGGCAGCUGUGAAGGUGUAUGUCUCUUGGCUGCCCAGAGUUUGAAACGGAACCAAAACUUGGCUGCCUAUUGAGCAUGUGCAGCUUCUGACCGAGCUGAUAGCAACUGAAAAUAGCCCACUGAGCACCUGUCCCUUGUACACCAGCCCCUGGCCGACUGCCAUUUAGGACAAUGUGGACUUACUCAGUAGACAGAUGAGAUGCCCAAGGUCAACCCCAAACUCUACAUGUGUGUGUGUGAAGGCCUCUCCUGUGGUAAUGAGGACCACUGUGAAGGCCAGCAGUGCUUUUCCUCACUGAGCAUCAACGAUGGCUUCCACGUCUACCAGAAAGGCUGCUUCCAGGUUUAUGAGCAGGGAAAGAUGACCUGUAAGACCCCACCGUCCCCUGGCCAAGCUGUGGAGUGCUGCCAAGGGGACUGGUGUAACAGGAACAUCACGGCACAGCUGCCCACGAAAGGAAAAUCCUUCCCUGGAACACAGAAUUUCCACUUGGAGAUCGGCCUCAUUAUUCUCUCUGUAGUGUUCGCAGUAUGUCUUUUAGCCUGCUUGCUGGGAGUGGCUUUCCGAAAAUUUAAAAGGCGCAACCAAGAACGUCUCAAUCCCCGAGACGUGGAGUAUGGCACCAUUGAAGGGCUUAUCACCACCAAUGUUGGAGACAGCACUUUGGCAGAUUUAUUGGAUCAUUCGUGUACAUCAGGAAGUGGCUCUGGUCUUCCCUUUCUGGUACAAAGAACAGUGGCUCGCCAGAUUACACUGUUGGAGUGUGUCGGGAAAGGCAGGUAUGGUGAAGUGUGGAGGGGCAGUUGGCAAGGGGAAAACGUUGCUGUGAAGAUCUUCUCCUCCCGUGAUGAGAAGUCAUGGUUCAGGGAAACAGAAUUGUACAACACUGUGAUGCUGAGGCAUGAAAAUAUCUUAGGUUUUAUUGCUUCAGACAUGACAUCAAGACACUCCAGUACCCAGCUGUGGUUAAUUACACAUUAUCAUGAAAUGGGAUCUUUGUACGACUAUCUUCAGCUUACUACUCUGGAUACAGUUAGCUGCCUUCGAAUAGUGCUGUCCAUAGCUAGUGGUCUUGCACAUUUGCACAUAGAGAUAUUUGGGACCCAAGGGAAACCGGCCAUUGCCCAUCGAGAUUUAAAGAGCAAAAAUAUUCUGGUUAAGAAGAAUGGACAGUGUUGCAUAGCAGAUUUGGGCUUGGCAGUCAUGCAUUCCCAGAGCACCAAUCAGCUUGAUGUGGGGAACAAUCCCCGUGUGGGCACGAAGCGCUACAUGGCCCCCGAAGUUCUAGAUGAAACCAUCCAGGUGGAUUGUUUCGAUUCUUAUAAAAGGGUCGAUAUUUGGGCCUUUGGACUUGUUUUGUGGGAAGUGGCCAGGCGGAUGGUGAGCAAUGGUAUAGUGGAGGAUUACAAGCCACCAUUCUACGAUGUGGUCCCCAAUGACCCAAGUUUUGAAGAUAUGAGGAAAGUAGUCUGUGUGGAUCAACAGAGGCCAAACAUACCCAACAGAUGGUUCUCAGACCCGACAUUAACCUCUCUGGCCAAGCUAAUGAAAGAAUGCUGGUAUCAGAAUCCAUCCGCAAGACUCACAGCACUGCGCAUCAAAAAGACUCUGACCAAAAUCGAUAAUUCCCUCGACAAAUUGAAAACUGACUGUUGACAUUUUCAUAGUGUCAAGAAGGAAGAUUUGACGUUGUCAUUGUCCAGCUGGGACCUAAUGCUGGCCUGACUGGUUGUCAGAACAGAAUCCAUCUGUCUCCCUCCCCAAAAGGCUGCUUUCACAAGGCAGACAUCAUACCCAGCCAUGUGUUGGGGAGACAUCAAAACCACCCUAACCUCUCUCGAUGACUGUGAACUGGGCAUUUCACGAACUGUUCACACCGCAGAGACUAAUGUUGGACAGACACUGUUGCAAAGGUAGGGACUGGAGGAACACAGAGAAAUCCUAAAAGAGAUCUGGGCAUUAAGACAGUGGCUUUGCAUAGCUUUCACAAGUCUCCUAGACACUCCCCACGGGAAACUCAAGGAGGUGGUGAAUUUUUAAUCAGCAAUAUUGCCUGUGCUUCUCUUCUUUAUUGCACUAGGAAUUCUUUGCAUUCCUUACUUGCACUGUUACUCUUAAUUUUAAAGACCCAACUUGCCAAAACGUUGGCUGCGUACUCCACUGGUCUGUCGUUGGAUAAUAGGAAUUCAAUUUGGCAAAACAAAAUGUAAUGUCAGACUUUGCUGCAUUUUACACAUGUGCUGAUGUUUACAAUGAUGCCGAACAUUAGGAAUUGUUUAUACACAACUUUGCAAAUUAUUUAUUACUUGUGCACUUAGUAGUUUUUACAAAACUGCUUUGUGCAUAUGUUAAAGCUUAUUUUUAUGUGGUCUUAUGAUUUUGUUACCGCAAUGUUUUUAACACUAUACUCUAAAACGGACAUUUUCUUUUAUUAUCAGUUAAAUUCACAUUUUAAGUGCUUCACAUUUGUAUGUGUGUAGACUGUAACUUUUUUUCAGUUCAUAUGCAGAACGUAUUUAGCCAUUACCCACGUGACACCACCGAAUAUAUUACUGAUUUAGAAGCAAAGAUUUCAGUAGAAUUUUAGUCCUGAACGCUACGGGGAAAAUGCAUUUUCUUCAGAAUUAUCCAUUAUGUGCAUUUAAACUCUGCCAGAAAAAAAAUAACUAUUUUGUUUUAAUCUACUUUUUGUAUUUAGUAGUUAUUUGUAUAAAUUAAAUAAACUGUUUUCAAGUCAAACAGUGAAAUUGUUUUUCAAAAUAUAAAAAAGGUCUGUGUAACAUUACGCAUUGUCUUAUGGGAGCAAUAGAAGCACAAAACUAAUUUGUAAAUUGAAUUUGCUUUUUAAGUCUACUAAUGAACUUACAUAAGACAUCAUAAGGAUGUUUUACAGCUUGAAUUUGGUAGAAGAAAACUUGUUCCUUCCCUUGGCUGUGAUGAUUUUUUUUCAGUCAGUUUCUCCAGCUGUGAGGUGAGGGUAACAGAUCUCUCUGACCUGGCUUUCUCGCAGGGGGUUGUGAGUGUACAUGGGAAGGAGGAUGUUAGAGCAGUUUGUUUCGCAUAAGGUUCCAUGUGAGUGUAAAGUGGUCUUCUGCAUCCCACCUUGCUGCUUGGGAGAAUCCAUUCUUGAUUUUUACACUUCUUAUACACAAGAUUAAAAAGGUAGACUUAACAGUAGCCCAAUAAGAGAAGAGGGGUGAACAUGCUGGAAUGUCUUGCAGAGGUAAGUUAAUAACUUCAUUAGGAUGCAUUUACUUGGAGGGUAUGCAUUAGAAUUGCAUUUUUUAAAAUUAAAAAUUAAAAUUUUAAUUUGUAUUACAGAUAACAUAAAAUUUACUAAUUUUUAAGUGUGCAUUAAAUACAUUCACCUUGUUAUGCUACUAUCACCAUCAUCUAUCCACAGAACUCACGUGAAACUGAAGCUGUAUCUGUCAAACAAUAUCUCCCCAUUCCUCCCUCCUUGGCCCCUGGCAAACGUUAUUCUACUCUGUGUCUCUAUGAGUUUGAUUACUCUAAGCACCUCAUGGAA
Sapajus apella (tufted capuchin) is the source of this 8480-nucleotide messenger RNA. It is a transcript of the gene ACVR1, whose product is annotated as activin A receptor type 1. NCBI's taxonomy places the organism in Eukaryota, Metazoa, Chordata, Mammalia, Primates, Cebidae. Gene Ontology annotation, biological process: BMP signaling pathway; heart development; protein phosphorylation. The record is from RefSeq and is a predicted model, not a curated record. Bases 5150 to 6607 code for a protein of 485 amino acids. The transcript is spliced from 9 exons. Gene Ontology annotation, molecular function: ATP binding; SMAD binding; transforming growth factor beta receptor activity, type I. Gene Ontology annotation, cellular component: BMP receptor complex; plasma membrane.